AUGGUCUUCGUCAAAAAUCCGACCUCAUCACUCUUGCUUUCCUCCUUCGUGAAGAUGGUAGGUUUGCAAAUAUCACUCUUCGUUUACCUCGCCAUUUGGGCAACUGUCGUCCUCUCUCUCGGCGCCAGCCCGUCAAUGGAGGGGAUGGAGGAGUCAAUGGCGCUUCAACGAGAGCAACUCGAGCGGUUGCGCGGUUUUCUGGGCCCCGAUCCCUCUAACAUCCACGAAAAGCGUCAGACACCUACGGCUUCAUUUGCGAACGUAAGAGCAAGAGAAUUCUUUGUCGACGGGAAGAAAAUCCCUCUUGUAAACUUCGACGCUGGUCCCUCUUGGGCAGGUUUGCUACCCAUAUCUGGAGCUCGCAACGAAACGAGGAAGCUUUUCUUCUGGUUCUGGCCUGCCACCAACCCGGAACACGCUAAAGACUUAAUAUUCUGGACUAAUGGUGGCCCUGGUUGUUCGUCUAUGGAGGGAUUUCUACAAGAAAACGGGCCUAUUUCCUGGUCAUGGGGCCAAGCAGAACCCACACCCAAUCCAUUCUCCUGGACUAACCUGGGCAAUGUUUUGUGGGUUGAACAGCCCGUUGGAACUGGUUUCUCACAAGGACAACCGAACAUCUCCAACGACGAUGAACUCGCAGCUCAAGCUACUGGAUUCUUGGAGCAGUUCCUGAACGUCUUCGAAGAACUCAAGGGUAACAACUUCUAUAUUACGGGAGAAAGUGUACUCGUUGAUGUCGGCGCUGACCAAUUCAUAGAUGUGCCAUACAUCGCCAAUUGGAUAUUCGAACACCCCGGUCUUGAUCUCAACUUGAAGGGUAUUUGGAUCGCCGAUCCUUCCCUCACUUGGGGUGUAGUUCAACAGGAGAUUCCAGCACUGCGCUUCGCACGAGCGCACCAAAAUGUAUUCCCUUUCAACAGCUCUUUCUGGGCUCAACUGGAGCAAAUAUCUGACGCCUGCGGCUACACCGACUAUCUCGACAAAUUCCUUACCUAUCCACCUAAAGGACAGCUGCCGUUCCCUCCUGCAACCAACGGGACGUCAACUGUCAGCGCUGGAUGUCGCAUCCACAAUCUCAUCCAACGAGGAGUGAACCUGCUCAAUCCCGUGUUCAACACCUAUCGCGUCACCGACACUUUCCCUAACCUCUGGAGCGUACUUGGCUUCCCUCGUGCCACCCAGGAAUUCAUUUACUUCAAUCGUACUGAUGUCCAAGAUGCGAUACACGCACCGCACAUUAACUGGCAGUCCUGCUCCAACAUCAAUGUCUACAUCGACCCAGCAACCGGCCGAGGCGGGAGAGAUCAGUCAGUUGCCUCCACGCUUAGCGUCCUCCCCAACGUCAUCGAAAAAUCAGAGCGAACGGUUAUCGUACAUGGUCUUGCCGACUACAUCUUGAUCGCCGAGGGUACUCGUAUCGCCAUCCAAAAUAUGACGUGGGGAGGAGCCCAAGGCUUCCAAACCCCCAUCGAGCAAGAAACCUUCACUGUACAAGACUUCGGCGUCUUCGGUCACACCCACACAGAGAGGAAACUUACCUACGUCGAAUUCCUCUUCAGUGGUCAUAUGACGCCCCAAUUCGUCCCUUGGGCAGCGUUCAAUACGAUGUCUUACUUGCUGGGGCGCUCAGACUCAGUUUCGACGUAA
Pleurotus ostreatus (oyster mushroom) is the source of this 1647-nucleotide messenger RNA. RefSeq lists its product as uncharacterized. Lineage: Eukaryota; Fungi; Basidiomycota; Agaricomycetes; Agaricales; Pleurotaceae. Gene Ontology annotation, biological process: proteolysis. The record is from RefSeq and is a predicted model, not a curated record. Gene Ontology annotation, molecular function: serine-type carboxypeptidase activity. The coding region runs from base 1 to 1647 and encodes 548 amino acids. The transcript is spliced from 16 exons.